CCGUUGUAGUAGGCCCAGGCUCCCAGCCUCCUAGGCAUUCUAAUUCUACCAUUCUGAGGUCUGAUGAUAAAGGAGGAAGACGUGGGAAGUGGACGACCGCAACAUAUCUCUCUCUCUAUUCUCUUCCCGUUACUGUUAUUGGAAACUCAGGGAGUCAGUCAGUCGGUUAAUGGGUUAUGGUGCGGAGAGACGUUAGAGGAUUCUUUGCAGUCAUCAAGACUAUAUUUUUGACAUGUCCUCAAAUUGAGCGGAAAGGGGAAAUUUGGUGAAGAGAUCCAUCACUGUCCUUGCCUUACCUUUAAUUGGCCUUGACCCUCGAGCUCCUCUGUUUUCUUGGGGUCAUUUCUCUUCUGCUACGGUACAAACAUGGCGACCACUGUGAGAAUGGCUCUAUUGUGCCUCCGACAAACCCUUAACUCGACGGUCGCUCCGAAUUGCCGGGCUUCAAUUCCAAUCUCUUCUCUGAGAUCUCACUUGGGUUCGGUUUCUCGGUUUUCUUCUAAUACCCAAUCGUUCGAUAUUGAUCUUUCCAACGAAGAAAACAAAAGGCGCAUCUUUAACAGAUUGGUGUAUCGAAGCAGACAACGUGGGUUUCUUGAAUUGGAUUUGGUUUUGGGGAGCUGGGUGGAGCAGCAUGUUUCCUCAAUGGAUGAGACUCGAAUCAAAGCCCUUGCGGAUGUUCUCGACCUGGAAAGCCCCGAUUUAUGGAAAUGGCUUUCUGGACAGGAGCAACCACCUGAGGCAGUGAACAGCAAUCCGGUAUUUCGUGCAGUUCAUGACAAAGUUAUGAACAACCUUAACAGCCAUUCUGCCCCCGAGACGAGGGCAUUACCCGGGGAACCGUGGGUAAGAGGAUGGGAUGAUAUGAAGAGAGGUCGGGACAGCCCCAUUUCCGGAAACCAGUAAUCUUUGGUUUACCUUGAAAAUAGAAGGUGUAAGGAAUUAUUGUUUGCCACUAGUAAAUAAUAAAAGGAAGCUUUCCUAAACACAAUGCAAAUAGUUAAAUCUGUGGUGGAAAUAUAGAGGAUAAGUUAUGUAAAAGGAUUGUAAUAGAUCUAGCACCCUAGGUUGAAUAUCUGUGCAUUGGUUCAAAGCUUAUAUCGACCAACCAUGACAGUUGUGCUACAUAUUGAAGGUUGAAGUUUCUGAGAAUGUAAGAUCUCUGUUUUCUGAUGAAUAAGAAUGUAAGGUACGGUUUGAUCUA
Molecule: messenger RNA, 1204 nt
Organism: Macadamia integrifolia
Lineage: Eukaryota; Viridiplantae; Streptophyta; Magnoliopsida; Proteales; Proteaceae
Product: succinate dehydrogenase assembly factor 2, mitochondrial-like
Exons: 5
Coding region: 367-906 (179 amino acids)
Biological process (GO): mitochondrial electron transport, succinate to ubiquinone; tricarboxylic acid cycle; protein-FAD linkage
Cellular component (GO): mitochondrion
Source: RefSeq, a predicted model, not a curated record